CGCCGCGACCCGUCUGAAAGGAGACGUUGGCCAAAGCAACCACUUCGGAACACAACCGCAGCAAUGGCUCGACUAAUGCCUGGCAUAACGGCGACAUCAAUUCCUCGACGUGCUGAUCCACUGACCGACCUGACUCUGCUGCUGAGCCGUCUGCAGCGCACCAUUCUGCAUGCCGACGCCGAGCGCGAGGAACGAUUGCGGGAAAGCGAGUUUGAGAGGGAAAAGGCCCAGGCGAACAUCAACUAUGCACGCUCACUCCUUACCAAACUCGAGCAGGAGACCCUCGCGGUCAAGAUCCACAGCCGGAGACAGGAGGUGCAGGCCGACCUGGUGAGGAAAAGGGAGGUUCUCGAGCAGCUGUCGGAGCGGCUCAGCGAUCUGGCUGAGUUUGCCGCUGCGGGCCACGCCGGCAAUGGCGAGGACGAGGACAGCUCGGACGGGGAGGACAUUCUUGCCGACAUCAUAGUCACGCCCAGCGAGAGCAUGGAGUCGACCAAGUCACCAGGUAUUGUGCCAGAGGAGUCGAAUGAGGUUCCAGAGGAGGUUUCAGAGCCGAUACCAACCGCUCUAGACUCGCCACCACCUCCACCGCAAACCAACGAGCAGAGUGAUACUCCCUCCCAACCUGAACAAUUACCCCCUUCGACCACAGUUCACCCACCAUCACUGUCCUCACAACCGCCACCGCCACCACCACCACCACCAACGACGACGACGACGACGACGACGACAGCGACAACAACAUCCCAAACUCUACGAGCCCGUCAGACAGAACCACCAGCCCCUUCCACACCGAGCCCGGCAGCAGCCACGACCAGCUCGGCGCUCUUCGGCGACGGAAAGCGGAGAUCGUCGGCCGGAGCAACGACGACGGCCAUCUCGACGACGGAGGCGAUCCUGGACCACCAGCGGGCCGAGCAGGACGCCCUCUCGGAGUCGAUCCUCAAGCUGGCGUCGGAGCUCAAGGCGUCCUCGCGCGCCUUCAGCGCCUCGCUCGAGGAGGACCGCGAGGUGGUCGAGCGCGCCGGCCGCGGGCUGAGCCGCACCGGCCAACAGCUCGAGGGCGUCACGCGCCGCAUGGGCCUGCUGCAGCGCAUGACCGAGGGCGAGGGCUGGUGGGGCCGCAUGCGCCUGUACGCCAUGGUCUACGGCCUGAUGGUGGUCCUGGUCCUGGUCGUCUUUGUGCUGCCCAAGCUCAGGUUUUAGCCCUGUCUUUUAUCUAUGGUUUUUUUCCCUUUCCUCACUUUCCCUUCCCGCUUCUCCUGGAGAGGACAGGGAAGGAAAAGAGGGCGCUUCAAGACUAGGUUCAGGGGGGUUGGCGGGAAAUCAGGGGAAUGCAGGGUGUAUUAUUAGUAUGUGGCUCAUCCUGAUGAUGAUGACGAUGAUGAUACUAUCUAGCUGUUUGAAAGCGAUCGUGCUUGGAAAGCAACGGUGUCUGUAAUAAAGGUGUCGGUUGAUGUGUUCCGAUUGACCAUGCACCUGUUGGGCUCACACAAUCUUGU
Molecule: messenger RNA, 1502 nt
Organism: Thermothelomyces thermophilus ATCC 42464
Lineage: Eukaryota; Fungi; Ascomycota; Sordariomycetes; Sordariales; Chaetomiaceae
Exons: 2
Coding region: 64-1206 (380 amino acids)
Biological process (GO): retrograde vesicle-mediated transport, Golgi to endoplasmic reticulum
Cellular component (GO): endoplasmic reticulum; SNARE complex
Molecular function (GO): SNAP receptor activity
Source: RefSeq, a predicted model, not a curated record